Messenger RNA from Penaeus indicus, 1104 nucleotides. RefSeq lists its product as uncharacterized. The coding region runs from base 655 to 1104 and encodes 149 amino acids. Lineage: Eukaryota; Metazoa; Arthropoda; Malacostraca; Decapoda; Penaeidae. The transcript has 4 exons. The record is from RefSeq and is a predicted model, not a curated record.
ACUCGCUCCUCAUCUCACUCUGCUGACUUCACUGACCGUCUCCUGCUCUCUUAUCUGCUGCUAAACUACCACAUGUGGAGUCGAGGAACCGCGAGACUUUUUCCCCUCGGCGGAAAGAUGACACUGCUGUCAUAGGUCAGCUCGCCCAAGCGGCUGACAGGCUACAGUACGUCUUCACAACCUCGCCUCCUCAACAUCCUUUUCUUCACUCAACCUCGAGCGCUGUGACUGUGAGGUUGCUCUACUUUGUGACAGUGCGAAAGACUUAUUUUCAUAUUUUCCUUCAGUUCCUUUUCUUUGUCUCCCCGUUGUGAUACCUAAAAAUGCAAAACACAAACAAAACGCUCCUAGAAAGGAGAGGUGUUCCGAUCCCGCUCCGAUCCGCUUCGUAAGGAAGUCGCGUCGAGACCCUGUGCUUAUCGUCGUGGCGGUCCCUCAAGUACUGCCGACUGCGUGUAAUGAGCAUCUGAUCCAGCUCCACGCGCCAGUGAUAAGUGCGAGCACACGCAUCCUUUCGCCGUGACCAUCUGCUCAGAGGACUGCGCCAAAGGGUGAUGCUGUUCAGAGGGCCUUGGGUGGUGCGCCGCCAACGCCUCCUCCUGCCACGCCUGCUGACCUCAGCAUCUUAACGCCUGCUAGACCUCUGCCUUCAGCAUGCUUCAGGUGCCCGAGAUUCGAGCGCCUGACGAGGAGGCGGAUGAGGACGAUAAAACCUCCUCCUCCGGGCCUCCGAGCCUCUCCUCUCCGGCGAUCUCUGUGCCCGCCGUGUCCCUCCACGUACCUUCGGAUGACUCCUCUCCCGCCGGCGAGGACCCCUGCGUCACCCUGCAAGUGCCUUGCAUGGGGGACAUGCCUCCGGGCCGCCUGGAGCCACCGCGGUCUCUCCACCUCUCGCUCCCGCCCUUCCCUCAGCCCAACAUCCCCAGCCUUCUGCAGGUGCCCGGAUUCCACGGUCCUCGGAGGAGUAUGGUCAUGAAUGUCCACAGACGCGACACUAAUCUUGACAUCUUAGGCCAACUGGCGGACAGUCUCUUGUGGUCUGAUACUACACUGGUUCCACUUUCACACCUUCAUCUCUGCAACAGAAAACAUAAUACGAGUUAA